Messenger RNA from Pieris brassicae (large cabbage white), 2153 nucleotides. It is a transcript of the gene CycB3, whose product is annotated as G2/mitotic-specific cyclin-B3. The record is from RefSeq and is a predicted model, not a curated record. The coding region runs from base 166 to 1698 and encodes 510 amino acids. Gene Ontology annotation, biological process: mitotic cell cycle phase transition; regulation of cyclin-dependent protein serine/threonine kinase activity. The transcript has 8 exons. Gene Ontology annotation, cellular component: centrosome; cyclin-dependent protein kinase holoenzyme complex; cytoplasm. Gene Ontology annotation, molecular function: cyclin-dependent protein serine/threonine kinase regulator activity. NCBI's taxonomy places the organism in Eukaryota, Metazoa, Arthropoda, Insecta, Lepidoptera, Pieridae.
UUAAAAUUGCUCUAUUCGGUUGCGAGUUGAACUAACGUUACAAUAUUUUUCAAAUAAUUAAAUAUCAGUUAUUUGUGGUUCAUAUUAUUUAUAAUAUUGUGCAAAUUAAACGGAAACAAGGGUUUAAAUCAAACGGCCACCGCCGUUUGUUAAUAUUAACUUGUAAUGGCGCCAACAAGGUUGGCAUCAAAGUCUGUAAAUAUUAGUCAGAAUAUGAACGGCAUCAUGAGCCAUGGCAUCACGACGAGGAGUAAGCAAUUAGCUACUCUGAAAUCUUACAAAGACAGCUUGAAGGCGCCAAACAAGAGAAAAGCUGAUAGCCCUUUAAAAGAUAUUACUGCUAAAAGAGCUGCUUUUGGAGACUUAACUAACGCAUUCAACAAAUCCUCGGGUAACGAAAAAUGUAUGCCACUUAAAAAAGUGACAGUGGAAGGGAAAAUGCUUCCAGCUGUUAAGACUAUCAAACUACACACAGCAGUCAAUAGCAAGACAUCAAAAGGCAGACAGUUGCAAAAAGUAGCCGCAAAUGCCAUAGAGAGUGUGCAAAAGCACUUUGUUAAGGAUCUACCCAAACCAAUUGCCACUCGGGCACAAAAUGGCAUUCUUAAGAAUAUUGUUCGUAAGUCAUUGGACAAGGAAAAUCAGAAUCAAAGUCAGAGCUCUUCAGCGAAAUCUACUAGAAGUGAUGUUUCUGAGGCUUCACUUUAUACCACGGCUUUGGAGAAUAACAGUAGCCCAAACGAAAUAAAGGAGGAAUACAAGUCAAUCAGCGAGAAACUAGACAAAGUAAAUUUGGAUGACUCGGACUGCAGGUCUCUGGAUGAGGAGGUGGACGUCCCACACCGAGUGCCUGCUGGUGUCAUUGACUUUGACAAGGAAAACUGGAAUGACCCCUACCAAGUAUCUUGCUAUGCUAUGGAUAUCUUCAACUACUUGCAAAGCAGAGAACCUCUCUUCCCCAUCGAUGACUAUCUUACGCGGAUAAAGGGAAUCACAGCGUGGAUGCGAGCCCUACUUGUUGACUGGAUGGUGGAAGUUCAGGAGAGCUUUGAACUGAACCAUGAGACAUUAUACCUCGCCGUUAAACUUGUUGACUUAUUCUUGACUCGCUCGACUCGGAAAUUGCCAGAAAGGGAACAUUUGAACAAGGAAGAGCUACAGCUGUUGGGUGCAUCUGCCCUGUUUAUCGCUUCUAAGUUUGACGAACGGAUCCCGCCACUUGUGGACGACUUUCUAUACAUCUGUGACGGUGCCUACACGCUGAAUCAAUUAAUCAAGAUGGAGAUUAAAAUUGUGAAGACGAUCGACUUUGACCUCGGCAUUCCUCUCUCCUACAGGUUCCUGAGAAGAUAUGCUCGGUGCGCCCGAGUCUCAAUGCCGACCCUCACCCUGGCACGGUUCAUCUUGGAGCAGUGCCUAUUGGAAUACAGCUUGGUGUCUCUAUCAGAUAGCAAGAUGGCGGCAGCUGCGCUCUAUGUGGCGCUACGGAUGAAGAACGUCUCCGAGUGGACACCCACGCUGCAGCAUUACACCGGCUACGCCCUCUCGGAGAUUCUUCCGAUCGCUCUCCUCCAAAACGCAGUCCUGCACAAGAAGCCAAAGUCCGCGAUCAGCACAGUCCGGAACAAGUACUCGCAUUCGAUAUUCUUCGAAGUGGCCAAGUUGCCCUUGGUGGACGACGCACUCUUGACCAGCUGAGGAGGAAAGCUCCUCGCAUCUACAAGCCGGUGGGUUUUUUAAGGGUUGUUAGGUGGCUUUCGGGUCAGACAUUACUUAGGCAGGUCGAGGCCAGCGUGUCGAUCAAAGUCAUAUGGAACCAGCGCUAUUUUUUAAGACUGUCUUUUCGGUCAGUUCUUCUCUCUUUCUUCAUGAAGCGCCUUACUUGUAAACGUCUCUCAAAUUGUUUUAGCACUCGGCAAUAGCUAAAUCAACGGCUCAACGGUUAGGUUAAUUUAGGUUUUGAGUUUACGUUUAAUCCCCGUACAUUAGUUUUCCCUACCUCGACAACCCUACGGUAACUUAUAAAACUUAUUCAUAUAAAAUGUUGUAACUGCAAUACAUUUGUUAAACGAGGGGCAUUAGGCGAUGUAUACGCGAGCUAGAAAAAUUAAAAUGUCGCCUAUCGGCCCGUGUAUGAGACGCUUAAUUUAAUC